Molecule: messenger RNA, 1668 nt
Organism: Selaginella moellendorffii
Lineage: Eukaryota; Viridiplantae; Streptophyta; Lycopodiopsida; Selaginellales; Selaginellaceae
Product: nuclear pore complex protein NUP85
Exons: 17
Biological process (GO): protein import into nucleus; positive regulation of DNA-templated transcription; mRNA export from nucleus
Cellular component (GO): nuclear pore outer ring
Molecular function (GO): structural constituent of nuclear pore
Source: RefSeq, a predicted model, not a curated record
AUGCCGGGCGAUUGUGUGUCGUGGAGCAAUGGGAACCAGCUCCAGCUCUCCUACAUCGAGAAUGCUGUGGGAGGCGGUGGAAGAGUCACGGAGAUUCAUCUGGGAGAAGGAUGGGAUGCCGAGAGGCGGCGACUGGCGUAUGAUUCUCUCCCGGCUUUUGCUCUUCUCCAGAACCAGCGGCAAUUGGGCUACAACCCUGGCGACUGGUGGGAGCAUGUUUUAGAAUAUAGCGAGAGCAUUCGCAGCGUUCUCGACCAGCCCACCCAAGGCAAGGAGGAGAAGACCUCGAUGCUUAAGGCUGUGUGGGAGCUCAUAGAAGUUUUCUAUGUGGACAGAAGCGCGACAUGGUGGCUUCCGGAGCGUCUUGUAGACUGGCUAGCGAAGUAUGACAAAGUCCUCUUGAUUGAUGAGGACACUGUACAUUCCAAGGUAGUGUCGUUCCAGCGGAAGCUUUCCGAGAUUCAAUUUCCCGAAGACGAUGCAGCUUACUGGGAUGCAAUGGCCUCGGCCUUGUCAGUCGGAUGGCUUGACGUUGUUAUAGCGUUCUUGCGGAUGCAUGGAUCGUAUCGAUUGGAUCAGCUUGAUGACCGGCAGACUGAAAAUGGCCUCGUAGAAGCAGUUACACUGCUCAUUAUGCAAAUGCCGCGGCUGCGCCCAAGGCUCCCUGAUGAAAGUCCUGGUGUUGCUAUAGGUUUUAAGCCUGACUCUUCUAAGGCGAGGGAAAAAUGGCGAAGUCAGGUUUCCAAGCUUGAAAAUAGUGUGUUUUGGGCGGAAUGCAACCACCGUGGGACGCUUCUUGGUCUUAAGAAGCUAAUACAGGUGCUAUUGGGAAACGUUGAUGUUCUACAGCUCUCUACGUUUCACUGGAUGGAGCUGCUGGUGGCGCAUUUCCUACAUCUGAUACCUUUUUCUUUGGUCUUAGAUGGAAUGCGUAGCAUAGCUUCCAAGUGCAAAAGAUUGAAAAGUUCUGGGGACGAAGACCUUGAAGAACUUUUAUCUGCAAUUAUCAGCAACGACACCGAGAUACUCUUGGCGAAGUGUUCGAAGGUUUUCAAUGCCUGGAUGAUGGCGCAUGUUGAUGAUCUCCUGAUAGCAAAAGGGGAGGACGUUCGAUCUCUUCUUGAAGAAGACAGGCAAACUCUAGGCGGCUUGAGCUUGAAAGAACUCCAUCGUUUGGUUUAUUCUCAAGUACUGUCUUCGCACAGCUUAACCUGGCAGCUAGCACCUGUUUACCUCGCGGCUUGCCCAAAGCAAGGCCUGGGAAUGCUUGAAGCUCUCCUAAUGAAGCAGAGUUGUUCCAAUCAGAAACUGGCAUUGAAGGCACUAGAGAUAUGCCGCCUCUAUGAACUUGAUACCGUGAGCACAGCCAUCGCCAGGGCUGUUGGUGUUCAUAGUUUAAAGCAUGGAAAGAAGGGCCAAGGGAUAAUGUGGCUUCAAUUGGCCCGAGACGAGCAGAGGCUUUCUACUCUUGUGGAUCAGAUUUUGAACACAAUAACGUCUGGUGAAGCUGAUAGUCUGGAUAAUCUCGAGCAUUUUGAGGGUCUCUGUGACAUCCUUGGCUCGGGAGCAACGAAGCAUCAAGGCCUGUCGUUCCUAGCAAGGUACAAAAGCUUUAAGGCAGCGCUGCAAAACAUCAGAGAUCUGUGGCUUCCUACACCGAAAACCUCG